Messenger RNA from Frieseomelitta varia, 1603 nucleotides. Its product is annotated as calcium-binding protein P-like. NCBI's taxonomy places the organism in Eukaryota, Metazoa, Arthropoda, Insecta, Hymenoptera, Apidae. The record is from RefSeq and is a predicted model, not a curated record. Bases 136 to 1413 code for a protein of 425 amino acids. The transcript is spliced from 5 exons.
CUUCGCCGUCCAUCUUUGUUCGACUGACGCCAACGUCAAGUCAGUAACGACACAGCAAUUCACUGAAUGUUCAGUGUUAUACUGGCUACGUGUUGGAGUGGACGUUUGUGCGUAUAAGGGCAAGUGAGAUUUUUCAUGAAAAUGUUGUCCAGUUCUACACUGGGUGCCCUAUUGGGGACAAUCUUACUUAUUUCUUCGAUUCCCGAUGCAGCUUCCUACACCAAGUAUGGAAGAACAUGCAAGGACAUCGGCUGCAGAAGGGACGAAGUCUGCGUGAUGGCCGAGGAUCCCUGUUCAAUCUACCAACGAGAUAACUGUGGUCGUUAUCCGACUUGUGCAAAAGCUCAUCCAGGCGGGGCUAGUUGCGAAAGUACUGUUUGCGGUGAAAAUGAAUACUGCAAAACUGAAAAUGGCGCGCCGACAUGCGUGAAGAAAUCAACGGCAAUUGAUAACGAAUUGUUCGCAGAGGUCGAUACCGAUGACAACAGAGUCGUGAGAAGACGAGAAAGCACCAGCGAAGUGGACUCAUCCGCGCCCGACGUUCAGUCGACGAAGAGAUCGCAAUCGGGAUAUCCAUCUGGAAGCGGAUACCCAAGCUCCGAUUCCUCCAAGAGCUCCUACCCGUCCUCGGAGAGCCAACCGAAACCAGAAAGCCCGAGCAGGUCGUCGGGUUAUCCGUCGAACUCUGGUUAUCCAUCCAGUGGUUCGUCGGGUUAUCCUGCUAGUUCUGGCUAUCCUUCCAGAAGUUCGGGUUAUCCGUCGGAGUCUGGAAGCUCGUCUUAUCCCGGUUACCCAUCGAGAAGCAGUUCUGGUUAUCCGUCAGGCUCUGGAUAUCCUUCAGAAUCUGGAUACCCAGCGAGAAGUUCCUCGGGAUAUCCAACUGGAUCUGGUUACCCGUCGCGCAGUUCCGGUUAUCCGUCAGGAUCAAGCGGUUAUCCUAGUGGCUCGUAUCCUUCGAGCUCUGGUGGUUAUCCCAGUAGCUCGACGACGAACGAGGAGAGCGUAAAGAGAGUCGCCAGCUCGGUGAACGCCGCUUAUCCUGGAUAUCCUAGCCAGGGUCAGGCUACCAGAAGCAAUUACCCGUCUCAGAAUUCUGGAUAUCCUAGCCAGGGUCAGGCCACACGAAGCAACUAUCCAUCUCAGAAUUCUGGGUAUCCUUCGCAAUCUGGGUAUUCUGGUCAGUCGAACCCAUAUGGUAACUACUAUCCUGGAUACUCUCAGGGUUACCCACAGGGAUAUCCACAGGGAUAUCCACAGGGAUAUCAACAAGGAUAUCAGCAAGGAUAUUAUCCUCCUGGGCCUACUACUAGAAAGCCUAGUUUCGGAGAUCAGUUGUCCAAUAUAGCCAAGGAUCUUGCUGGAAGAUAUCUAACUCAAGCGAUUAUAGACAAAGUUAGUGGAAGGUCCCAUUAAAUUCUCAGAGGAUCUUGUAAAUUUUUAGCAUAUUACUAUACGUAUGUUAUCAAGCUUCUUCUCUGCGAAUAAUCACUGCUUACAGGCAAUAUUAUAUUAUACCAUGUGAAAUAGAAAUUACGACUAAUAUUAUAAUAUUGUAUAAUAAUCAUAACCAAUAAAUUAAAUUAAAAUUAAUAAAUUAUAAAAG